Molecule: messenger RNA, 1294 nt
Organism: Anthonomus grandis grandis
Lineage: Eukaryota; Metazoa; Arthropoda; Insecta; Coleoptera; Curculionidae
Product: zinc finger protein 142-like
Exons: 4
Coding region: 60-1238 (392 amino acids)
Biological process (GO): regulation of transcription by RNA polymerase II
Cellular component (GO): nucleus
Molecular function (GO): DNA-binding transcription factor activity, RNA polymerase II-specific; RNA polymerase II transcription regulatory region sequence-specific DNA binding
Source: RefSeq, a predicted model, not a curated record
AAUGUCGGUUCUGUGCGUAUUUCUUGCUGUGACCACACUUCUUUUCUUCUUCGUAAAAAAUGAGUUCGAGAAACGUAGAAGAGACUGUGGAGGUUCAAUCCGAAGAAGAAGUGGGAGAAGAAGAAGAAGAUCAUGGUAAACAACAACAACAACAGGAUAAUGAUAUAAUAAUUGGAGAUGAAAAUAAUUGUAAUGAAUUAUUUUCUUGUUUAUAUUGCGAAUUCCAAACGGAAAUUCUUGAACAGUUGGACGAGCACUUUUUCAGCCAUGACGAAGCUCUGAGCGAAGAGAGUGCGAUUGAAACUGAAAUGGGCAUUGUACCUACAGAAGAGGAGCAAGAUUUGUCCCAGGAUAUAUCAGAGGUUAAUGCAUUAAGCUUCAGGUUUCUUGAAGAACAAGUAAAACCUGUGAAAUCAUAUAUCUUUGUAUGUCCAUACCGAGAAUGUGAAUAUGAAACCGAUAAAAGGAAAACUAUGAGCAGACAUUUCUUGAUACAUUGUGUAUCCCCGGAAGUUUUCUUGUACGCUUGUUCACAAUGCUUCUAUACCACCAGGAGAAGAAACGAUAUGCCCAAACAUUUACUUACCCACUGCAAAAAGUCUGAAGCACUUCUCUUCGGUUGUCCUGAAUGUUUGUAUACAACAAAACGGAAAGGUGAUCUUCGGGCCCAUCUGAUUUGCCAUUCAAAGUCUUUAGACGAUUUAGUUACCUGUCAUGUUUGUGGCUAUACUUGUCGCAGGAUAUCGGAUCUGAGGAAGCACAUGAUUGUUCACAAAUCGGAGGAGGAUCGCGAAAGAGCGGCGUUUAAUUGUACCAAAUGUGGAUACAGUUCAAAAAGAUUAAACGACCUCAAUAAACACGUCAUUUUACACAGCGACCGUAACGUUAAAGGGGUCUUAAAAUGCCUAAACUGUCCAUAUAUGACCACCGACAACUCGAUUUUCGCCAAACACAUUUUAAAUUUAUGCAAUUACGUGGAAAAUGGAGGUGCUAUCCUGGACAAUGCCGAUCAGCAAUACGUCGUGUUGGACGAAGAUAACUUCGCUUUGUUCAAUAGUGCGUAUAACGAAGCGGAGUCAGAUACAGUUGUUCUGAACCAAAAAUCCUCCCAAACAACAACGAGAAUUAAAUCCCAUUUAAAAAGGACGAGGGAAGAACAAGAGAGUGAACCUUCCGAAGCGGGUAAAGUUUUAGUUCUGACAAGGUUUAGUGAAGGACAGGAGAAUGUUAUUGUUUAGUUGAGCGGAAUGUAUGUAAAGUUUUAUUAGAAAUUAAAUUUUGUUGAUCCAUUAAA